This is a messenger RNA of Closterium sp. Yama58-4, 2928 nucleotides long. The record is from the annotation of a GenBank genome assembly. NCBI's taxonomy places the organism in Eukaryota, Viridiplantae, Streptophyta, Zygnematophyceae, Desmidiales, Closteriaceae.
AUGAUGAUCAUAUCCGCUAACGAGGUAGCCGAGUCGCCAGUCUGCACUUCUGCCGUCCCUGCAAACGUGUCAACCUCGCCUGCCGCCGACAUUGCACUUCUCCCCAUCGCGGAUGCCGCCAAUCACGCCGAUGAGCGGAAGCGGCCACCGCUGCAGCUGCGCCUAGCGGUUAGCGGAGGUGAAGGCGGGGCGGGACUGGGGACGGAUGGGGCAGCGGAGACCAAAGCGGCGGCACGGGCGGAGAAUGAGGGGAAGCUAUCUCCCCGCGGAACGAGGCGCGGGGGAAGGAGCGCGAGCGGGGACCUGAGCGGAGGCGCAUUUUGCGCCAAUGGCGGAGCGGAAAGCCCGCCAGAGGCGGUCACGGGUCCGCUGACCUACCACGGGGAAGGGCGGGGGAGUGAUGCGCGGAACCCUUGGGUGGCGAGGCGCGGGGUCGGCGCGAGGGCGGGGGAAGAGGACAGGGGGGAGGAGAGAGGCGCGAUCGCUCCGCUUCCGCGUAGCGGGCGGAAGGGGCGAAGGCGGAGCGGGGAAUCCGCGGGCGGUAGCAGGGAUGCGCUACAGGGGGCGGAGCUUUUCCGACGCGCCACGACCAUUGCCGACGAGCAGGCGGGAGAAGGAGCAGCAGAGCCUGUUUCUGAAGACUCUCAGGAGCAGGCGGGAGAAGGAGCAGCAGAGCCUGUUUCUGAAGACUCUCAGGAGCAGGCGGGAGAAGGAGCAGCAGAGCCUGUUUCUGAAGACUCUCAGGAGCAGGCGGGAGAAGGAGCAGCAGAGCCUGUUUCUGAAGACUCUCAGGAGCGGGGUGAAGGAAGCGUGGGGUUAAGCGGUUACGAGGAAGCUUCCUGCCUUGAUGAGGUGGAAAGAAGUGGCGAUGUGAGUGGGGAGUGUGGGGAGGUGUGUGAGGGUGAAAGGGGUGAAAGGGGGGAGGGGGAGAGGGAGGGGAGGGAGGGGAGGGAGGAGAGGGAGGCGGAGGGAGGUGGGGAAGGUGAUGGGGAGACAGCAGAGGAGCCUCGGUUUUACAGGGAGGGAAGAGAGGCAUCAGGAGGGGUGGAGGCAGUAGGAGAGUGUGUGGAGUGCUACGGGGAUGGCAAUAGUGGCUUGGAGAACUCUCAGCAACACUCGCAGGGGGAGCAGGGGUUUAUUGUUAGGCGGAGGCAGCGGGGGAGGAGCGGUGCAGGGAGGGACGGAGGAGAGGUGGGGGGUGUGGGGUGGAAAUUGAGUGGGAUUGACACUUCAAGGAUUGACACGGCAGGGAUUGACACGGCAGGGAUUGACAUGGCAGGGAUUGACACAGCUGUGGUCACAGCAGCAGCAAGUGGAGAGUGCACGGAGGCAUGUUUCCCCUCCAGUGCCCCCCUGGCCCCCUCCAGACGCCUCUCCUCAGGGCGUUCCUCGGGUUUCUCCUCGUGGAAGAGUGUAAUUCGGCGGCACUCGCACAACGAGGCGCUGGCGUCGAUACCCUCGGACGGGCCCAAGGACGUGUGGGAAGCAGCAGAAAAGGAGCAACUGGGGGGGUGGCGGAGCCGGUCGAGGGGUGCGAGGAAGAGGAGCAUCAUGGAAGCAGCUGGACGGAGCUCGAGCGGUUUGAGCGAUGACAGUUUGAGUGGUCGGGAGUUGAGUUUGAGGGAGUUGAGUGGUGCGGGUUUGAGUGGCAGGGACCUGAGCGGCAGGGAUUUGAGUGGCAGGGAUUUGAGCGGAGCAGGGAGCAAAAGUUGGCACGAGACAGGGAGUGGGGGGUCGGAAGAGAGAGCAGGAGGAGGAGAGGGGAUGGAUGGUGUGGUUUUGAACGGGGGGGAGCAAGGGCAGGCUGAGAGCUCUCACAGUGCAGCUGUGGGUGGGAUGCACAGCAGAAGGCACACUGUGGACGGUAUGGGUUCUCCUCUUGACAGGGUGCGCGUGAGUCGGAUCCGCCGGGGCGUGUUUGGGCUAGCAAGGAGCAGCAGCAGCGACGACACUGCUGCUCAGACAGGCAGCGGACAGGUGCAUGUGCGGUCCAGGAGCAGCCGCAGCCUCAGCAGCACUGGUGGUGAGGCUUUGCUGUCAACUGUGGUGUCGGGAGAAAAAUCCGAGAGCAGAGGGCGCGGGCAUGCGAGGAGCGGCAGCAGGCUCAGAGCAUGGGGGUUCAGGUCAUGGGGUAGUGGUAGCGGUCACAAGAAGGAGCGCCUCUCUGAGGAUGUUGAGGCGCCUUCUAAGGCACCUCGAUCCGUGCCGGUGGGAACGAGGAAUGAUGGCUCUGGUGAGAGCAGGGAAUCAAGUCAGAUCGACUCGAGCUCGAGUGGCAAGGAUGGUGGAGGACAAAAAGGCACCAGCAGUGGCGUCCAGGGGGGUUGCAGUAGUGGCAGCAGUGACUGCUUUGCUGAGGAAGCCUUGCUCUCUGACAACCCUGAGAAUCGCCGCAAGGCUUCAGGUGAAACUUCAGGUGGUGGCGUGCUGUGGAAUCCAUACAGUGCAGAGGGCCGGCUGGAGGAAAUGCCUCGGUUUGUCACCGAGUGCAAGUCAUCUGGGCUGGAAUAUGAGGAGGAGGGGGAGGAGGGAGAGGAGGGGGAGGGGGAGGGAGGGCACCUGGGUGUGGCAUGGAGCUGCCCUGUCCUCCUGCCUGACGCCACCCUUGGUGUGCCUCCGGCUAUGCACAGCCAGAUGGAAGGGCAGGACGAGGGGUGCAAGAGCCUGCGGGAUGGCUAUAUGGGGCAGCAGGGGCGGCCGCAGGGGAAGGAGCAUGGGAUGCAUGAGGUGGCAGAGGACGUCAGAGGGGAGAGCGCCGUCGGAGCAAGGAGAGGGGGGUCGAGAGAAGAGGACAAGGGCUGCCACCCUUCUUGUUGCAGUGGAGCCGUUUCGACAGCGUGUGCAGAAGGCAAUGCGGGGGCAGCUGGCGUAGGGUGUUUGAUAGUGCAGAUGGACUUGUUACGGUACGGUAUAGUAUGUAGGGUGUAA